This is a messenger RNA of Salvelinus namaycush (lake trout), 639 nucleotides long. RefSeq lists its product as uncharacterized. The record is from RefSeq and is a predicted model, not a curated record. Lineage: Eukaryota; Metazoa; Chordata; Actinopteri; Salmoniformes; Salmonidae. Gene Ontology annotation, cellular component: external side of plasma membrane. The transcript has 3 exons. Gene Ontology annotation, biological process: cellular response to lipopolysaccharide; positive regulation of T cell proliferation; immune response. Bases 1 to 639 code for a protein of 212 amino acids.
AUGGGGCAGGAGGUGGCCUCUAUGGAGGUUGGGAACAUCCUUGGUGAGGCCAGAUGGGAUGACGGGGCCAAGGGGGUGGAGGUCAAAACGACACUGGGGUUCUCUUCCCGGGUGGAAUUCCCCCCAGCAAAGAGGAUGAGAGAUGGAGACUUCUCUAUGACCAUCCAGGAGACAGUGCUGAGCGAUGAGGAAAUGUACGAGUGUAUCUGGCUGGGCCGCAAGACCAUCUCUACGGUCUGGCUCAAGGUUCAGGAGCCCGACCCUCCGCGCUCUAUCACGCUGUUCAAGGGAAGCCCGGUCACUCUGCCCUGCUACGGUGUCAUCCCCAAGACCCAGCCCACCAGCCAGAUCUACGUCCAAUGGCUGAAGGACGAUGUGGAGAUCAUGACCCUUAACCCUGGUCCAGACGACAAGGGACCUAAGGAAGAAGACCUCCGUCUCUCUCUCCCACCCAACAACCUGCUGGAGAACGGUGACCUGUCCUUGUUUAUCUACAAGACGGAGCUCAAAGACCAGGGAGUCUAUCGCUGCUUCUACAAGUCCAGGGGCUUCGAGGACCCUAAGAGUGGGAUACCAGAAGGUGUCUAUCUGACCAUCCUAGAUCCACAUUUUGACCUAUAUAACUUAACAGAGCGCUAG